CAACGUGAUACAAUCUACGCAGGCAUUAUUUUGCAACAUGAAAAUGAAAAAAACUAAAAUGUAAACUGUUUUCUAAGUUACCAAAAAAUGUCUAGAUAUAUUGAUGCACAUGCUCAUUUAGCAGCUAGUGAUUUUAAGGAGGAUAUUCAUGAUGUAAUAAAGCAAGCUCAAGAUAGUCGUGUAGCAUGUGCUGUUGUUGUUGCUGAAACUAAAGAUUGUUUUGAAAGAAUUCUUUCAUUGUAUGAUAGUUAUCCAGAGUUCUGUAUGCCAUGUCUUGGGCUACAUCCAGUACAAGGAGACUACAAUAGUCCAAGUGAAGCAAGGAGUGUCAAUUUAGAGGAUCUGGAAAAGGCCCUCCCAAUUAUAGAGGCUAACCAAGACAAACUUGUAGCGAUCGGAGAGGUUGGUCUUGACUUUACCCCUAGGUUUGUCAAGCAGGACUCUGACAAAGAGGCCCAAAGAGAGGUGCUGAGGAGACAAAUUAAACUUGCACAGAAAUAUGAUCUUCCCAUUAAUGUUCACUCAAGAUCAGCUGGAAGACCAACUAUAGCUCUGCUAAAAGAAGAAGGUGUAAAGAGGGCGCUAUUGCAUGCAUUCGAUGGCCGUGCAGCUAUUGCCAUGGAUGGGGUUCAAGCUGGAUACUAUUUCUCUGUACCGCCAUCUAUAGUCAGGAGUGAACAGAAAUCUAAACUGGUGGAUAAAGUACCAUUGACCCAUUUGUUGUUAGAGACAGACUCACCUGCCCUUGGGCCUGAAAAACAAGUGAGGAACGUACCAGCCAACAUCUUCCAUUCUGCAGAAUACAUUGCCAAAAUUAAAAAAGUAAGCGUAGAAGACGUCAUCAGAAUAACAACUGAGAAUGCUUUGAGACUUUUUCCAAAACUGACUAGAUAUAUGAAAAAAAUAUGAUAUCGACUUACUAUGUGAACUAUGUGAAAUAGAUCUUUAAUCAUUUAGAUGCAAAAAAGAGUGGCUUUGUGAAACAAUUUUAUGUCAAGCUAAUUGUAUUUGAGGUAAUAAUUAGCCUCAGUUGGUGUGCUAAAGGAUUCAGUUGUAUGCUGAUGUGGUAGAAUAGUGGCAUAUAAAGAAUAAUCAUGGACUACAUGGACUAACAGAAAGUUUCCAGUUCAUUUUUGUAAGUUUGUGAAAAAUAUGUACAUUGAAAAAAUGCAAAUUAUGUUUUUAAAUAAAUAUGACUUUUCUCUAAGAAAGUAUUGAUUGAUCAAUAUUUUAAUAUCUGAAUAUUUUUCAUUUACAUCAGAGGAUGUAUGAUGAUAUGUAUAUUUGCUUGAAUAUGUCAAAGUCAUAACCAUUGAUGGGCAAUUUAUUCCUCUGCUAUUUGAUAUGCUAUUUGAUUGUCAUCCUUGUUAUUUGCAAUAAAAUUGUAAUAAAUGCAAACUGACUUCUGUAUGACAUUGUAAAGAAAAUGUGGCUAUAGCUUGAUAUCAAUGACUCAGCCACAAAGGGCAGCAUUUGAGAAAUAACUCAGGGUAAAUUAUUAUAUUUAAUUUCCCCCUUUGUGUACUGUGUGAUACACUUAAUUUG
Molecule: messenger RNA, 1545 nt
Organism: Owenia fusiformis
Lineage: Eukaryota; Metazoa; Annelida; Polychaeta; Sabellida; Oweniidae
Source: the annotation of a GenBank genome assembly